Xyrichtys novacula (pearly razorfish) is the source of this 9541-nucleotide messenger RNA. The record is from the annotation of a GenBank genome assembly. NCBI's taxonomy places the organism in Eukaryota, Metazoa, Chordata, Actinopteri, Labriformes, Labridae.
AGAUCCCUGCAGCAGAAGCAGUAGCAGCAGCAGCAGCAGCUCCUCGUGCAGGCUCCUUUCAAAACGUGAGUGCAUUACAGAGUCAUGUUGCUUUGACAGCACGUCCUGCCAGGAAAGCAGGAAUCUCAUCUGACUCUGUCACCAUUAGUAAAAUUAGCCGAGGCUGCCGUGCAACUACAGCUGUGCUACACACUCUCUCCUGCAAUUUCACAGGUUUCUCUCGCUGGAGAGUGAUAUAGGAGGAAAUUCGGUCCGAGAAUUACACGCGGAACUGCAGGCGGGUUACCACACCGGGAAUAAAAGCAAUUUCUGCGUGGAAAAAAAAGGAGGGACAGUGAAGUUGGUGAAGUUGAACGCAGAAUCCACCGCUGCCGCCUCUGUUGCGUCUUGGCACAAAGUUUUGACGCACGUCCUGUUGCGGCCGCGCUCAGGAGUCACCUGAGGAAUUCGCUGCUCGGGCCAAGGUGGGACGGUUCUGCCUCGUGAGAACACGGGGCGCGCGCGCUCCUGUCUCCGUAACCAUAUCACUGACCCUUCAAUUAAUUCCCAGGGCUCCACGGAACGGACGGUGCAUUACGAAACACGCACGAGCAUGCACACAGAUAACCAUCAAAUGACACCCAACACGUGCUGUCAUAUUUAGCUGGUCCGGAUCCAAAAUUAAUCCCGGGCUUUGUCGCGCGCCGGAGCUGCUUGUUAACCAGCGCAGCUUUCAGCCUGUUUGCGUUUUUUUUUUGCACCUUGCUGUCUGUCAGUCAGCUUCUGGGGACGCACUCUGUAAAAUGAAGUUGGGAAGCAUCAUUCUGUUCGUCGCUGUUUGCUCUUUUACGGCAUAUUAUAUUUAUGAGCCCAUUCCUGAGGAGAUAGAGGAGAGAUGGAAACUCAUGCUGACCAACUCUUUCUUCAGAACUCUCAGCCACCUGGUAAGCAAACAAACCUUUUUCCUCUCACUAGAUCUGCAUGUACUCACAACGAUUCCCUUUAUACGCAUGGACACGGAGUUCAUUUAAGACGCUAGUUUAAUAUAUGUUAUAGUCAUUUUCUCUUUUAUUAGCUAGAACAACUUAUGCAAAAUCACCCAGCUUUUGUUUGCUCUUUUACUGUAAGCAGUUUGGAAACGUUUAUUUUGCUGAUGGGGAUAUACCUGCUGGUUACUCCAGAUUAUGUCAGAUGCUAAUCCAUGUAUUUUAUUCUCCUGCUCAUCUGUUCUAAUUAUAGACCAUAUUAAUGACUGUAGAGCAUGUGCUUCACUAUGGCUCUUAAUAGGUUUAUCAUACCCAAGUUAUGCAUCCCCAACUGCAACAUCAAUCUAGCAAUGUUUGGAAAAAACUCAACAUGCCUAUUUCAACACUAAAUAUACAGUAAAUUGUUAUCAUGCAUGCAGAAAAAGUUGUAAAAUACUAUAAAAAUGUUCUGUUAUGUAACUUCAUGCUAAAUGAUAUUCCAUUAAGGUGCAAUAACAAGCAGAUGCAGAACUUCUUAGUAGGUUUUUAAAUACUAAACUAAUAAGUUUAUUCUUUUUAACAUUUUCCGCUAGACUUUUUAAUUUCUCCAACGAUUUAUUCCCAGUGUCCUCAUCUGAAACAUACAUUUUUAGGUUGUGGGAGGCUGAUAGGAGUAAGUGAUAGCAGGUACUAUGGAUCUUUUGAUGAGAGGGCUCUCCUCACUGUGGAAAAGCAUCAGCUGAUGAGCCUCAUGCAAGCCAGUGAAUGCCUACCUUAUUGGACGCAAUAGAGUACAAUUCAUGGUUUUAUGAAGCUAUAUUCAGUUAUCACUUCUAGAGAAAGAAAUUACUAGAGGGCAGUGACAUUUAACACACAGCAUUUCCUUGUUUUUACUCUCCAUGUUUUACCUCUGCAAAUUUAGCCAUCAAAGCUCUCACUGUUCGAGCAUAAUAAGCUCUGUUCUGUUUUCAGAGCUUUGAAUAGUCCACGUUUUGUAUUAGAGGUGAUAUUAAAGCCUCAGGUGUGAUGACUAACAUGAAAUUCCAGAUCUCAUGUUUUCGGCUUUCUUUUCCAGGCCGACCUCAGCGAGUUACUGGGGCUGAAAGACUACAUGGGGGUGAUGUACUUCAUCACUCUGGUUGAAAAGGUUUCACCUGUGUCUGAUGAGCACGUUAAGGUGACGGUGGAAAUGUUUGAUGGAGUUGAGGUGGUUGUGUAUCAGCCGAAGCAGCAGGGUGGUGACGCUGAGCUCAGGAGGGCUGUCAUAUACCUGCACGGCGGGGGAUGGUGUCUGGGUAGUACCCGUAAGUAAAUGGUCUGAUAUCCUUUUUUACUUCACAGAAUCAUGACUGUGACAUUCAAGGAUGGGUCAAAGAGUCAUGCGGUUAUUACCACAGCUACUCAGCUGUUACUCAGAGUCAGAACAACGUGAUUGAUGUCACACAUACUUUCGAAACUUUAGAAAGUACCUAAGAGGAAUACUGUGUCAGGAUUAUCAGUAAAUAGGAAACUAUCAAACACAAGCUGUGGAGCUUUCUCAAUUUCCUGAGAAAAUAACACACCGUCUGCUGCAGCAGUGGGAACCCAGAGGGUGGUUCCCCUUUAAUCCUUAUCAUAAAGACAUGACAUGCAGUUUGACACAACUCAUGCUGCUUUUGCAAUCUGUUGAACACUCAUAAGAAUUACAGUAACACAGAUCUUUACAAGAAGUGCCCUGUGCUGUAAUGUUGCCCUCAUGUCGUGUUUGAUGCGUGAAAUCAGUGCAAAUUACUCCGUGUUUGGACGUUGUUUUGCUUUAUAAUACCUGGUCUGAUCUGUAUCCAUCUUAUCUGCCCAUGUAGGGAUGAGCCCGUACGAUCUUCUGGCCAGAACGAUGGUAACUGAGCUGGAUGCAGUGGUUCUCUCUGUGGAGUAAGUGUGUCAUAUUUCACAGCUUAUACUACACGGUGAUUAUUAUCUACCACAUAAACCGCUGUGUGGCAAAAUAUUCCCUCUAGAGUUGCAGGGUCAGACUAGUUGAAUUAAUAGUGGUUAUUAUUAACUCUUGUCAAAAUCUGUCCUUCAUACAUUAGUUUUGUUCUCUCUGUUUCUCACUGUCCUGCCACAUGAGUCGAAAGCAAGCAAUAGAGUGGAGCUAACUGGUUUUCACUGGCCUUUCCUCUUUCACAUCCACACACGCCAGUGUUUGUUUUAGCCUUUUCUGUCUCUAAUUCAACCUUUCAGCGCUGGAAAUCUCAACCCAAUCUCCAUCUUUUCACAAACUGGUUAAAGUUUCAGCUGUUGGGAUUAACUUUUAGAGGAGUGGCUGAUACAGAGGCAUUUCAUCAUACUUUUUUCCGCGUGUUCAACAUGCUUGGGUGUGUUGACAGAUAGUAUCUGACAGUGAGGAUGAGUGUAUCACUGUGGGGGUGUGUAUGUGUUUUGUCCUAUCUGCCGUAUCCAAAUUCCUGUCUGCAAUUUAUUAAGGGUCCAAUGGGUAAUUUUAGGAUUUCACAAUCUUCAAGUCAGCAGUGUGUAACAUUUGGCCUUUGGACUGGAACAACUGGUGAAAACAAUUGCUCAAAAAAAAAUUGGGCAAUUUACUUUUUUGAUUUUGUUUUCGGAGAAUUUUUUUUUGUUUCUGUUUUCUUUUCAUCCGAGUACUCGAUGAUUCACAUCACCACAUCUCUCCUUUGUAACUCAACUCUCUUAGACACUGAAUAUCUGUCUUAAUAUAUGAACUUUUGUAGAGCUACAGCCUAUCUAAAACCUGCCAAACAGAUAGCAAAUUACAUUAUGCUAGUGCAUAAUCUAUAAACAUGACACAUAACAUCUGAUUUUGUCAAUUUACAGUAAGUUUGAGAAGAUUUGUUAUUUUUUCAGACAUUUCUUCUCUAAAAAAACUACAGAAUGCAUAUCUUAUAUUCUUAGUGAUCAUUAUUUUCUUAAGAAAUAAGAAAAAACUACAUUCUUUUUAAAAGUUAGGGAUAAUUAAAUGCCAGAUUGGCCCUAAAUUGUAAAAACAAUGUAUUUUACAGCCUUCCUAUGUUUAUUUUCCAGAGAGAAAAAUGCUCUCUCUGUGUGUGUAUAUAUAUACAUAUGGUGUUUAAAUGAUCCUUUUGCUUUAAUGUUCACCUCUCUACUCUUUUCAGGUACCGCCUUGCCCCUGCCCACCAUUUCCCUGUGCCCUAUGAGGAUGUGUACCGUGUGGUAAAACACUUUCUCCAGAAGGGGGUGCUGGUUCAGUACUCUGUGAACCCAGAGCGCAUUGCCGUGUCUGGGGAUAGUGCAGGGGGAAACCUGGCAGCUGCUGUCUCCCAGCAGGUAGUGAAUCUAAUUUAUCUUUCUGGUGUCAGCUCUAUACCUCUGUGAAAACAGGUAUCAUCUGUUCAUAAUAACAAGGUUGUAUUCAUUUUGAGUAACUCUCUGGCUCAAAUUCAAUUUCAAUAAUGGAACAGGCAUGUUACCUCAUGUCAACAUGUCAACUACUGGCGUUAAUAUAUGCAGUUUUUUUCUGUUAUGAGAAGAAAUGCUUUAGGGAAGACAGUAUAGAUAAGGCCUUUGGGUGUUCAUGUUACACAGGCUGGCAAGAAAGACUCGAUCGAGCCUAUAGAGAUGGCACAAAAACAAUCAAUCCAUCUGAAGUAUUCAUGUACUGAAAUCUGAGUUCAGCUCUUCUGCUGUGAGCUGAAGGAGGUGGAGGUGGAGUUUAAAGCAGUAAUAAAGAAAAAGAAAAAAAAACUUUCACUUAAAGUUACAAAAAAAGCUGCAGGACCUUUCCCACAUUUACAGAAACCUUAUUAAAAUAAUGUGAUAUGGUUAGAGUGAAUUGUGGGAAAGAGUUGUUGACGGGGACUCUCAGGUCUUUACUACCUCUUUACUUUGGCAGCCUGACUAAAAACCGUCUUCAUGGAAUUUGGCUUCUUCAUUUAACUUCUUCUCCAUGCAGUGCUGUGUUGAGCAAAGUCUCCCCAGGUCGACUGUGUUACUCUGGAAUUUUUCAGCUUGAUCCUGAUGUUGUCCUUGAAAUACCUUUUCUGCUUUGAGUGUUUAGUUCUUAGGCCAGGACCAGGAUCUGCUGUAUGUACUGUAGAUCACUGGAUAUGAGUUUCAGCCAUGUGUUCUCUUAAUGAUUGGUUUCUGGAUGGCCUCAUCCACCAAAAUCUUCUAAAGUUUCUUCUUAAAUUACUUCUUUAGAAAGUUUCAGAGAUUCUUGAAGCUGUCAUCACGCCCUCUGUGCAGUUAACACAGGUAUCUGCCUUUAAAUGUCACAUGAGUAUGAGACUGCAGCGCCGUGUGCACUUAUAGGAAAAUCACACAGGACUGAGAGGAGAAGUGUGAAGACAUUUGAUAUGUGCAAAUUAAAAUGUGCACUGGACUCGAAGUAAAAAGAUCAUUUAGUUGUUCUGGAAUGGAGGUAGUGUUGCAGGAAGUACAACCCAUUUUUGAUUCCAUUAUGAACAUGAUUGACAGGGAUUUUACUUAAAAAGCUGCUGCUGUAAAAUGAGUAAUCAUGUAAAGGAUCAGUCAUGAAAUACACAUGAGUUAAGAAGAGUUAUUAUCAGUAAGAAGAGGUGUUUAUUUCAUCAAAUAUUAUCAUUUAAAGUUCUUUUUAGCCUCAUUUACUUAAAUAAUAAUGUACAGAUAUAAGUUUGAUUUGUAAAAUUUCCCCUGGUUGUUUUAUUUUUUACAUUCAUAAUGCACCAUCUUGCAGUUUAAACCCUCUGCCCGACUGAAAUAAAAGUUAUUUACACUGAAAUAAUAUUUUCAUAAUGGUGCGUCAUAGAAAUCUUCCUGAAAAUGUGCUGUUUACUGCAAACAUGUCUAUGUACGUCUAUGACUAUGCAUCUGAGUCAGAGUAAGACACGAGGUGGAUGAUCUGUCUGAGUCAAGUGAGAAACCACUUUGUCCUGUUGUUAUUAGGGUGACCUCAUGAGAAUUCACCCACCCACACAGCACACAUGGGCCAUGUAUGGCUUUCCUGUUUAUCGAAUUAGCCAAAGAAGCUCCCAGGCAGGUUGAUGAGCAGCAUAAACAACAAGAGAGAUAAUUGCAUGUACCGUUUCCUGCAGCCACCUGAAAAAUGAGCAUGCUGAAUUAUUUGUUUUGUGCAAUAUCGUACAGGAAACCCUCAAGUGCUCUUUGUUCAACAUGAGUGCUUUUUUUAUUGUACAUGGGUUAAAAUCACAUCAGUGUGGUUUGUUUAAGACACCGCCAAGUGAUCAUAUCAGGUAUUUGUUUUGUUUUGGCGCUCAACAAGUUCGACAUCAAAACAAAGUUUGAUCAGUUCAGUGUCAGCUUUAGCAGUUGAAGUGAAUAAGUCAUCUUUCUGUAUCACUGUAUUGAGUUUUCACAGAGUCACAGUUGCUCAGCGUCGCCUUGGGUUUCUUGAUUUUAUCAAAUUAGAUUUUAAACAGUACGAAACACAUGGUGUUUUUGUACUUCCUGUUAACAGCUGUGAGAAGUGUGAUCAGAUGAUGCUGGCUUGUGUCCAAAAACAUCUUGUGAAAUGUUAUGUUCUUCUGAUACCUCAUUUCCUCAGCUAUAAACAGGGUUGUGUUCUUUACUACUGGUGCAUGCAAUAUACAUAUAAAAAAUGCAAUAAGAGGGUUUUUAUAGUGUCGAGAAGACUAUGCAACAACCUCGGCGGGAGCUUUUCCGUGGACAUAGUAAAACAUCAGUGGGGUCCUUGUUUGAUUAAAAGACCUCCUCAGUCAGCAGACAGUUUAGACCUGUAUCUCAUACUACUUGUAUCCUGUAUUUUUCAGUACAUGAGUUUAAGAAAUACUGCAUUUAAUUCAAAAGUUGCUCAUUUCUCUCUCUCAUCACAGCUACAAAAAGAGCCGGGGCAGCAGAUAAAGUUGAAGGCCCAAGCACUGAUUUACCCGGUGCUGCAGGCCCUGGAUCUUAACACGCCUUCCUAUCAGCAGAAUCGGGACAUGCCCAUUCUGCCACGCACCCUAAUGGUGCGUUUCUGGAGUGAGUACUUCACCAGCGACAAAGCCUUUUUCAGGGCCAUGAUGGCUAAUACCCAUAACAACCCUGAGUCGUCAAGCUUGUUGAAAUUUGUCAACUGGAGCGCCUUUCUGCCAGAAAGCUAUCAUGGGAAGUACAACUACAGCGCUCCUGCUGUGGUGCAGGGAGUCAGAGAGGAUGUUGGGCUGGACGGACCGUCUCGAUCUCUGUCUGAUCCAAGAGCGUCGCCCCUGCUGGUCCCAGACACGGACUUACACUCUCUGCCCAAGGCCUACAUACUGACAUGUGAGUAUGAUGUCCUCCGAGACGACGGGAUCAUGUAUGUCACACGGCUCCGUGCUGCUGGCGUUGAUGUGACACACGAACACUAUGACACGGGAUUUCAUGGAGGGUUAAUGUUCACAGUGUGGCCAACUGACUUCCUGAUCGCACAUCGGAUGACAGACAACUACAUAAAAUGGCUAAAGGAAAACUUGUAAAAACUCUUGACUAUCAAUGUUCAUUCCAUUUUUUUCCAAACAAUGCACUGUAAACUGGUCAUGUGCACAUUUUUACCAUCUCUUUACCAAUUAUUUCUUUCUCUUUGUGCUUUUUUUUAGCAGAUAUGUAGAGAAGGGUGUUUUCUGACUUCUUAGCUUCAGGUAGAUUACACGAGAUAAUUUGAGUUCAACACAGCAGCAUCUCUCUGGGGAUUUUCUUUUUGUCCGAAAAACACAAUAGUCCACAAUCAAACUGUGAAAUCUCACAGUUGUUUUGUGGAUGGUGGCAGCUGCUCAUUUCUGUUUCCCACCAAAAGACCUGCUUACCAAAUAAGUCUGUUUAAGUACAGUUAGUUAUACAUACCAUAAAAGUACCGUAAUUUCCUCCCAAGAGCUCAAGAAGUCCAACUCAGGUCAAGGCAGGGAGGAAGACAACGAUUUUCAGAGGAUGAAAAUAUCAGGAAUCACUUCAGCCAAAGUUGACAUUCAUUUUGGCUGACAUCUGAUACCGAAAAACCCAAACUCCUGAAUCAGAUACUCGAGUCCUUUUCUGUUACGUUCAAUAUUACAUGUUUUCACAAGGGAAAAACUGUCCCUUGGAUGUGCUAUGUAUCCAAUUUGGCAAAAAAGUAGAUUAUUGUUUCAGUAGUAAAAGAUUUAACCAAGCAAGAAGUAACCAAAUCAGCGCAUUUCAUGCAUCAAUUCUUACUGCUAUAAAUUUCAAGCCUGUAGAGUGUUUAAUGAUAGCUUCUAUGUCUUUAAGAUCUUUGCUCAACAGAGAUAAAAAAUGAUUUAAAAAUGCUCAACCACAUUCCAAAGAGAAUAAUCGUAUUAUUAUGCAAAGACGACGUUGUAACACUACCGUAUACAUGUACCUCUGAGCAUUAUUCACACCAAGUGAACAGAGAGAAAGACAGAGAGGGGAAAUAAUCGCUACCACCCAAAACGAUAUUCUAAUCUAGUCUAAUCUAAUCAUUUUUUAGUCAAGGUUUGGUUUUCUGGUUUCCUGAGGAGGGUGCAGAACAAUGCAGACAAAUGUAGAGGUGGAACAAAAAAAACUUGGCGAGUUCUCCAGAAGAAUCUCUGCCACCAUGAAGCCAUGCUGUAAAUUUUAUCACACGGUAGCAAAACUUAACCAAACAUAUCAUAUGGUUAUGAUUCUUCAACGUGGACCAGUGUUGAAGCAAACCCAGCUUCAUUGUUAUCCUUAUUAUUCAGGCAGUCUGGGGUUGUGUCGUUGGCAGAAACAACCCUUGGCACCAACUGAAGCAGUAAACAAAACAAAACCCCUUUUUCUUUUUGCUCUCCUGGUGCUGGAACAAAAUAUGAAAUAAUAAAAUAGACUUUUGUUUUGGUUUUUGCAUCCAGAGCAUUUCAGGUCCAGUUCCAACCUUUGACAUCUUGACUCUGACCAGUGGUGAUGCACUAGAAACUGUUUUCCCAGUAGAUGCUCAACAGAAACAAAGACAAUGCUGUUUCUCUUGCACAUUCGUACGGUUGGCAGGCUUGGGAAUGACUAAAAAGUACACAUAAAGUCAAGAAAGAAAAUGUGUUUUCUAUAAUAAUGCACCCUUCGGUCUGGAUGCAAUUUUUCUAAACUUCUGCUCUGGCAGAAUUCAGAAAAACUCUGGCUGCAGUUAAUUUCUCCGGAGGCUCAUCAGUCACAUAAACAAUCCCCGUCUCUCUUUCUCUCUUAUCUUUUAACUGGCAGGUAACUGACGACGACUUCCCUCUGUGAUCUGUCUGUACAUAGAAAGUCUAUCAAAAAGAUAAGGAGGUUAAAGGGUACCAGAAUAUAAUCCUAUAAAAGUCUCUGUUCCGUAAUGUGUCACUGUUUUUACGCCCUUAUGGUUUAAAGAGGCUCACAGCUCAUAACUGUAACUGUAAACUAAAAGUUUAGCUUUAAGGUCAAAUGUUGUUUCAAUGUGUUCCAGUUCUUCUCUGUUUUCUAGACUCGGUUUUUCUCUUUAUCACAAAGGUAAUUCAUAACACGAUGUAUUUUUUUUCAACAACUGAAUGCUUUACAGCUUUUAUUUUUGCCAGCUUCUCAAAUGUAAGUAUGAAUACUUCAAUGUUUUUUUGAAUAUCCUCUUUGAGAUCUCAACAUUUGCAUCAUAUUUAAUUUGAACAAUGUCAAUAAACUGACUGACCUUUAUCUGUUGA